AUGGAUUCAUGUUUAACACACGAUGUUGAAAAUGAAUAUGACGGAAUUUUUGCAAAAAGCAAAUAUUAUUAUAAAAUCCAUUUAGCAAACACGAGGUAUGAUAUUAUCAGAAGAGUAGUUCAGGAUUCUGAAGAUUGGAUUGAAGCUAAUCCGGAUUCUAAUGAUUGGGAUGUUAUGUGGAUAGACACAUCCAUCUCCGAUGAUAGGUUUAGGAAAUUGAAGAAAUUCCAAAAAAUUAACCAUUUUAUUGGAAUGAAAGGUAUUACAAGAAAAGAUGAAUUAUGCAAAAAUUUAAAAAAAAUGAAAAAGAAUUUUCCGCAAAGUUAUAACUUUUUCCCUCGCACAUGGGUCUUACCAAACGAAAUAUCCGACUUCAAAAAUAAUUUUAAAAAGGAAAAUGGUUCAAAAACGUAUAUUGUUAAGUUAAAAAAUUCAUGUCAAGGAAAAGGUAUUUAUUUAACAAAAAGUUUAGACAAUAUAAACAAAUAUGAAAGUUGCGUAAUUCAAAAGUAUAUUCACAAACCGCUACUGGUAAAUGGUUUGAAGUUCGAUAUCCGAUUAUAUGUUUUGGUAACAGGCUGUGAUCCACUUAGGAUAUUUUUACAUGAAGAAGGUUUAGUAAGAUUUUCAAUAGAAAAAUACAAAUUACCAAAAUCGAAGAAUCUAAAACGGGUGAAUAUGCAUUUAACGAAUUUUUCCAUUAACAAAAAGUCAGAUAAAUUUGAAAAUUCCCUAGAUCCUAACGAUGCAACCACAGGACAUAAAAGAAGUUGGAAAGCAUUUUUACAUAAAUUAAAAGAAGAAGGAUUGCCCAUGGAUUCAGUAAUGAAACGCAUUGAACAUAUGAUUGUUAAAACAAUUUGUUCAAUACAACCUGAAUUGAAGCAUUAUUACAAUUCAGCUCAUAUUAGUGAUUAUUCUAAUAGUAUGUGUUUUGAAAUAUUAGGAUUUGAUAUUUUACUAGAUUAUAAAUUAAAACCUUGGUUACUUGAGGUGAAUCAUUCUCCUUCUUUUGCGACAAGUUCGUUGGUGGAUGAGAAGGUAAAAUAUGCAGUUAUCAGGGACACGUUAGUCAUUUUAUAUAUGCAUUCGAAAUAUAGACAUCUUUAUAUUCAAGAAUAUUUAAAUUUGCAAAAAUUUAGAAAAAAAUAUAAUGAUAUGUUGCUAAAACAUAAAAAAGAAUUAAAAGAAAAGUUAACUUUAAGUCGUUUUCAUUAUGAAAAUAGGAACUUGGGGGGAUAUAAAAGAAUCUAUCCCUUAGCAGAAUUGAUGGAUUAUGAAAAUCUUAUUUUAUUUGUUUCCAAUGCUUGGAAUAAAUCAAUUGGAAUUCCUUAUUCUAUGAAAAGAGAUUCCUUUGAGUAUUUAUUUGAAGAUAACACAAAAAAGAAGAAUCAAUCAAAGGAAAAAUUAGCUAUAACUGACAAUUCAGUGCUAGAAGGGCAUCCAUAUUUGUUAAAUAUGUUGGAAUAUAACAAGUACUAUUACUCAGAUAGGACCAAUGUAAAUAUGAGCAACUGUUCUACCUCUUGUUAG
Messenger RNA from Plasmodium gonderi, 1533 nucleotides. Its product is annotated as tubulin--tyrosine ligase. The transcript has a single exon. Gene Ontology annotation, biological process: microtubule cytoskeleton organization; protein polyglutamylation. The record is from RefSeq and is a predicted model, not a curated record. Gene Ontology annotation, cellular component: cilium. The coding region runs from base 1 to 1533 and encodes 510 amino acids. NCBI's taxonomy places the organism in Eukaryota, Apicomplexa, Aconoidasida, Haemosporida, Plasmodiidae. Gene Ontology annotation, molecular function: tubulin-glutamic acid ligase activity; tubulin binding.